CAUGUUGGAGCAGCGAGUGUUCAACUUCUCACCCUGAGCACACAGUGCUGUGACAGAGUCUCAGUAACACCUCAGUCAUCUCAGGACGGGUUCCUCUGCAGGCUUCUUUUUUCUUCUGUUGUUGAUGCAUCAGGAGGCGUGCCGGGCCGGGCCGGGCCGGGCCAGCAGUCUCAGAGGCUCCAUGUGAUCCUGCAGGGGGGGGGUCGCUCUAAAACAACACUUCCCCACCACCCAGGCUGCAUUUGAGAGCUUCUCUUCCUCCGCUGCAGACACAGGAUUUAGCUUUUUCCUCCGCUGCUACCUUUUGGGAUAUUUCCAUUACCGGACAGUGACGGGCUGCUGCGGCAUGGGCGACGCGCAGUCUGCGCACCGCGACGCUGAAGCGGCAGAGGAGCGGAGCGGGGACGCGCGGGACGAUGAGCAGGAAACUGGAGACAAGCCUCUCAUAAACAAUGGGCAGGUCUCUGAGGUCUGUGGGAAAGCAGAAAGCUCGAUAGCCGAAGUGAAUGGUCUCUGUGAGGAGCAGGUUCGUGCAGACGCUUUCCUUUCACCGGAGAAGGAUGAUUCAGAAACAGAAAAGCCACUCAAAGAAGAAGAUGUAGAAAAUGUUGAAAUAAGUGAAAAGGAAUCGCUUAAUGAAGCUGACGAAGAAGAACCUCUGGAAAUGAUAGCAAUGGAUGCAAAGCAGAAUGACAUCAAUGAAGGUUUCAGGAGAUUUUUCAGCAACAUUGGUUUGAAGCUGACGGUAAAGAGUGGCUCAGGUGACGUAGCAUCAGACCCGAACAGACCAGAAGACAUUGGAGAUACAACAAUGGAAACCACAAGUGAGAAUCCUGAAGAAAAGACUGAUCUGAAGAUGGCUCAGGAGACGUAUGACAAUGAUUCAACAACAUGUCCUACCCUGACUGACGUCUCACCGGAGGACGCUCCACAGAAUGCGGAGGAGGAAACACCAGAAACCAAAGAGGAAGCUGAGUCUGAUUAUGUAGAUGCAGAAAUGCCUGUAGAAGAAGAUUCACAGCAGGAAGCCACGCCUGAAGAAGAACCAGAAUCUCCUUCUGGUCCUGAAGAGGCGGAGGUCGUGUCUCCAAUUAAAAGAUUUUUCACUACUGGAAUCUUUUCUGGACUACGAAAGAAAAAUAAGCUUCCAGAAGAGGAGACAGCUGACAAAGAACUGGAGGACCUGGGGAAGAAGGAGGUUGUAGAGACGGCAGAACAAACUGAACAAGACCAACACCAGGAUAGAGAGGACAUUCGUGAUGAUGUUGAAGCAGCUGCAGUUGAGACAGAACAUAAAGAACUGAAAGGGGGUAAGACGCCUGCAGCUCAGAUCCCAGAUCCUCUGACCGUCAUCGUCACUGAGCCUGAAAUCCUGAGUUCUCAAGAGAAGGAAAAGGUUCAAGCAAGUCCUCUGAAAAGGCUGUUUUCAGGUUCUAGUUUCAAUAAACUACCCAGAAAGCAAAGGAGCAGGAGGUCAAGUGAUGCAAGGAUGUCUGACUCUGGAGAACAUGUUUCUGAGAAAGUCAUAUCAUCGACUGAGUCAGAUGACAAUCAGAAAGGAGAAGUUCGUGCACAAUCGUCUGCAGAAGAGGAGGAAGGUGCAUGGGCUUCCUUCAAAAAACUGAUGACUCCCAAAAAGCUCAGGAAGAGACCGUCAAUUAGUAACGAAGAGACUCAAAUCAAAUGUUUAGUCGAAGAGUCAAAGGCAGUCGAAGGAGCGCAAAUAUCAGAUCACAGCACAGAAGAAGGCAACAAACGAAAAGACUCUUCUGUUUCAUGGGAAUCUGUUUUGUGUGGAUCUGGAAGGAGAAGAAGCCGUAAAACAUCCGACUCUGAGGAGGAAACACCUCAAAACAAUAACGAUAAAAACAAGCAAGACACUGGAUCUAAAGGUGGUGCAGAGUCAGGGCUCGAAAGCUCUCAUGAGGAAAGUGUAAGUCCUUCAGAGGCGGAUGCAGGGUCCACAUGGAAAUCGUUGAAAAGACUUGUCACCCCGAAAAGGAAAUCAAAGGAUGAAGAUGAGAGCAAAGACGGAGUACAAUCUGAUAGUGAGUCUACUCAAGAUGAGUCCUCCUUCUCAAUAAAGAAACUUCUACCUGGCAGAAAGAAGGGAAGGUCUACCGAAAAGCCAGACCAAGUAUCUUCAGACGAGGCGGAUAAGGACGUUGCUUCAGAAGAUGAAGACUCGGAAACACCAGCUAUUGUUCCUUUGUCUGAGUUUGAUAUAGUUGAGACAGCGGUUCAAAUACAAACACAGGCAGACAUAGAGAGGCGUAUUCCCAAGGAAGCAGACCAUGAAGUCCAGCGAGGUCUCCUUGAUCAGAAGGCCGAGCCAGUCCUACAGGGGGUCUGUCUGCAAGCUGAAGCAAACAAAGUCCAAGACAAGGAAGAUGCUUUAGAGAGCAAGGCGCCUUCAAGUGAAGAAUCUGAUGAUACAGAAUCACUCAGUAAACCACAGCUCAGUGACAUCGCAGAGGAGGCCACCCCAGCUUCUGUCACAGAGGACGCAGCUAGAGACGACACUAUCGCAGAGGACCUGAUAGAGAUCACAUCCGAGGCCUUUACUGCACCAGAGCCUUUGGACAUCACCCAGGAGGAUGAAACUGAAAUGAUCUCUGCAGUUUCCCAGUUAUCUUCAGAGUCUUCGAAAACAUCUGGAAACACGACACCAGUUCCAGCCGAAUAUGUCGUGAAGGAAACAGAUGCACUUCUGUAUCAGGUUGUUGAAACCAUUUUGAUUAGCCCAAAGGAAGUUCCAGUUUGUUCAGAUGAUGUUAGAUCUGAUAGAGUGGUUGUUUCCGUCUCACAUCAAAUAAUGGACACAAUUGUAAAGAAAGGGCAGACAGUUCUUGAAAUACACAAAGGAUUAGAUGCAACUGACAGUAACCCAGAUCUAGAUGUAGAAGAACUGGAAGCAGUUGACAAACUUACAGCUAGCGCCCGAACAGAGAGCAUAUCUGAAGUCAAUGACUCUGUUUCCACAGAGAUCGUAUCUGAAGUUCAUACAGAGCAGUUUGAUACUGCUGAAAUUGCUUUGGAUGAUGAACAUGAGGUUGAUGUUACACAUCCGGAGCAAAGCCUUAAAGAACUAGAAAGUAUUGAUGAGAUCUAUCAGCUGGGGGAUUGCCUAUCAGCUGCUUCUACAGAUAUAUUCCCUCCAGGUGAAGACAUUGUCCUGGAGGAAGGAUCUCUCGUUGAGGCACAUCUAACUGAAACAGAGCUCCCAAAGAAUGACCCUCAAGUAGCAGCUGGAACAGAAGCUGAGGAAACCAGGGAUGAGGCUAUGGAGCAGGAUGUCCAAUCUCUGACAGAAAAGGAAUAUCUUAUUCACAAUGUCACUGAUCAAAUUCAGGUUGAGGAUAAAGAUGAACCACCAGUAGAGGCCAAGGAGAAGCAGGAGUUGGAUCCAGAGGAGGGUCGUGUUCAAUCCCCUGAAAAGGACAUUAUAUCAGAAGACAUACUAGCAGCGGAAACACAUGAACACAAAGAGGAAAUAUUGGCCCUUACUGAGGUCAACGUUGAGCCAGAGAAGGAAGAUGAACGAGAAACAGAUGCUGCCAGACCUGAACAUGUUCAAGAACAGGAAGCAUCAGAGGCUCUGCAAACCUCCACAUUGACUUCAGAGCAGGGCAGUGAUCAAUCACCAACAGAGGAAGUACAAUCAGAGGACUUUCCUGAAGCAGAACCGGUUACAGAUCAACUCAAACAGACAGAAGAGUGUCUCGCUGAAGUCAGUGUUGAGCCAGAAGAACCAAAAGAGGAUUUAUUACCUCUAACCGAAGGCAAUCUUGAGCAAGUUGAGGCUUCCAGAACAGUUGAAGAAGUAUUAGAAGCUGAAAAAGCAUCUGCAUCAGCUUCAGAGGUAGGUAGUCUACUUUCUCUUGAACAUGAAGAAAUACCAGGGGAUGUUUCAGCAGUGGAAGCAGUUACAGAUGAACCCAAAGCGGAAACAAUACCUUGCACUGGAGACCAUCUUGAGCCAGUGGAUGCUCCCAAAACCAAUGAUGAAACACCAGAAGUAUUAGAGGUUGCUCAAGCACCUACAUUCGAACCGCCAGAGGUCAGUGUUCAAUUGCUUGAGAACGACAUCAUAUCAGAGGAUGUUCCCGAACCACAGAAAGUUAUAGAUGAAGCCAACGAGGAGACACUACCUUGCACUGAAGCCAAUCUUGAGCCUGCGGUUCCUUCCACAACUCAAAAUGUUCAAGAACCAGUAGCAUUGGAAGCUGUUGAAGCACCAGCAUCAGAUUCAGAAGAGGUCACAUCAGAGGACGUCUCAGUAGCAGAAUCUGAAGUAGAAGAUACCAAAACUGAACAUGUUUUAGCCCCAGAAAAACUGGAAACAGAUCCAGUAGAAGCUGUUCAAGCAGCCAUAUUAGACUCAGAGGCAGGUAGUCUUCUACCACUGGAGAAAGAAACAGAGGAUGUAACAGCUGUAGAAACAGUAACAGAUGAGCCCAAAAAGGAAACCAUACCUUGCACUGAGGCCCAUCUUGAGCCAGGGGAUUCUCCUAAAACCAAUAAUGAAAUACCAGAAGUAUUAGAGGCUCCUACUGAAGCAAACAUUCAGCCAGUAGAUGAAGAUGUUCAAGAAUCAGUAGUAUUACCAGCUGUUCCAGUACCCACAUUAGAUUCAGAGGCAGGCAGUCUUCAACCAUUUGAAAAAGAGGUAAUAUCCGAGGAUGUUUCAGGUGAAACUGAAGAGGAAACAAUACCUUGCUCUGAAGCCAAUGCUCAGCCAGUUGAUGCUCCCAAAACAAGUGAAGAACCAGAAGUAUUACCAGACAUAUUAGGUUCGGAAGACGUCAUAGAAACAAUUCCUCUAAAUAAAGACAAUACUGAGUCAAUGGAAACGCCAGAAACUGAACAUGAUCAAGACGAAGAAAUACUACAAGCUGUUCAAGCAUCUAGAUCAGAUUCAGAGGUGGGAAUCCCUCAAUGGUUAGUACAGGAGGUUAUCUCAGAAGAUAUUCCAGUAGUGGAAACAGAUAAAGAUGAACCCAAACAGGACGAUGACGUUGAGCCGGAAGAAAGACUACCAGAGGAAGCUGCCAUAACUGAACAUGUCCAAGAACCAGAAGUACUACCAUCUGAUUCAGAAGCUAUAGUGACUGAAAUACAAGCUGAUGAAGGAAGACCAAUGGAUGUGAAGGAGGUCCUAGAAGAUAUUGAGGGAGGUAAUGCUCAGCAGGAGAUAUUAAUAGAAGGCGUUCCAAAACCAGACGUUGACCAUGUCAUUGCUUCAGUUACAAAUGGGAUUGAAAGUGAAGUUGUGGCCCAACUGGAUACUUCUUUAGAGACGGCAGAGGAUCAGAAAACAGAGAGUAUCCCACAGGAUGUCGUGGUUGAGCAGGAUAACUGCGUACCUGAAGUUGUAGACGAGAUACAAACAUUGACAGCAGUUUCUGUAUCCCUUGUUAUUGAGGAAACAAGUGUUCAGGUCCUGGAGAAUACCGUAUUAACCGAACAACUUGCAGCGCUGUUUGAAAACACCGCUAAAGUCACCAAUGAACCAAACCAUGAAGUGCAGCUCGGUGCAGUGCAAGCCACUGUUCAGACAGAAAAAGAAAGUGAACUUCCAGGCACUGAGACAACAAAUGCAUUUGAGCGUGCAGUCGUGGCGCAAGUAGUCGUAUGCAAAGAUGCCUCAGUUGCAAUACCUGAUGUGUUGGUACAGAAAACCUCAGCUAUCCCUGAACCCUCGAUCAGUAAAGUGGCAAGUGAGCAAGUGUUCAAGGAUGAGUUAGAGACUUCCACACCGUUACUGAAAGAUGAAGCAGAUGAGAAAGUAGAGGGAGGCAGCGUGGUGGUAAUGAUGCAUGUGCCGUCUGUCGAGUCUGAGGACAAUCACAGAAUUCAGGUGCAGGUGGUGGACGUUGAUGUAAAAUCAGCCGAGACAAUUCGGGACUCAGUGCUAGAGGUAGAGGUCACAGAAGACAAGGAAGUCAUCGAUGUUUGUCAUGAAACAGUCACAAAGGUAGAGGACUUCUCAGCAACUCCAGAGAUUGAAGAGGAACUAACUAACGAGGAACUCAAGGUGACCAUUGAAGAAGUUGUUCCACACGUAAAGGAAAACUUACCAGAACCUGAAUCAGUGGUGGAACAAGAAGGAGAAGCUGUCAAAGAAGUGGUUCAAGGGGAAGUUGAGAAACAGGAUUUGGAGGAAACUAAAGUUGAGCAGGAAAGAUGCAAAGCAGGGGUUGUAGUAGAAGAGGUCAAAUUGGAUCAAAUCAUUCGUGAGGAAGCUCAAAUGAUCCAGAGUCCGACUGUAACACAUGGUAACGCUGGAAUAGCUACCCCACACAACACUGGGAUCAUCUCGUCAACAAGUAACGUCAUUGAAUCUCCUUCAAGUGUUUCCAUUGAAUUCAAACUCAACAUACGGUACGGACGAGCGAGUUCUCAAGCUCCAGACGUGUCGGAGGUCGGAGUUCAGGCAGUGGAGGAACCUGUGAAUCAAAUACAAAGAGAUGAGAGCGAGAUACAGAUAAAAGAGAGAGCUGUUCAGGCAACAGAAAUCCCAGAGCCAGCGGCAGCCUCAGAUUCAACAGAACGAGCCGUCGUCACGACUCCUCCUGUCCUCCUGGAUAUCCACAUCCAAGCGCUGGGAGAAAUCAAACCACCGGAGAGAGAGACCUCUAGUGUCCCGGCGGCAGACACCAUACAACCUGUGAAGCAAACGGAGACAAGAGGAGAGCCGGUUAUCUCUGUAGCUUCUGCCCAACAAGUGGAGGAGCCAGUCAAAGCAAAGGAGGAGGAACAUGAGCAGGAUGUGUGGAUGGAUGCGGAGGAAGACAUUCGGGAGGAAACCGAGGUGCCCCGUAAAGAGGAGGAGGACUUUCUGGAGCCUUGCAAAGGAGACGAGGAAGAGGAGAAGGCAGGACUUGAGUUACAAAUGGCUCCUAAUGGAAAGACGGAGGAGGAAGAACGUCCUCUGGAAACGCACAAAACAGUUGAGGUGGAGAGUGAUGAAGACUUUGCUGUUGCACUCGAGAGUCCUGACCCCGAAACUGUGAGCGUCACCACGAUGUAGUGCAACUGAUUUCGCCUAACUUCAGCGUCAGUAACCAGGGUGGACAAUCAAAGAGGAGACGUUUUCAAAAAGCCUUUGAAGAGUUUCACCGGCAGAAAAACAGGAAACUGCAUUUUGAUGCUUUUAUUGACAUCCAAAAAUCUAAGUUUGUAUGUAAGAGUAUUUUAUCAAUAUGAAUAUCAUAUAAGUGUGUGAUUAAACAGAGAAGAGCUGCAGAGUGCUCGCAGUGAGUUUUAUUACUAAUCCUGUCUUUCUAAUUCUAUAAAUCAUGUUUUUGCAGAUGUAUCAGAUGAAUGUAUGUCUCACUUUAGCGCUUUAAAUACAUUAAAGGUGGGGUAGGUAGUUCACUUCAGAAACACUUGUUAUAUUCCAUGGAAUGCUCUUAACGCCCCGAUAGCAAUGAAUAUCUGAAGUGCUUUCACAAUAAAUACA
This is a messenger RNA of Gymnodraco acuticeps, 7465 nucleotides long. Its product is annotated as A-kinase anchor protein 12-like. Lineage: Eukaryota; Metazoa; Chordata; Actinopteri; Perciformes; Bathydraconidae. Gene Ontology annotation, molecular function: calmodulin binding; protein kinase A binding. The record is from RefSeq and is a predicted model, not a curated record. The transcript has 4 exons. Gene Ontology annotation, cellular component: cytoplasm. Gene Ontology annotation, biological process: signal transduction; regulation of protein kinase C signaling. Bases 347 to 7033 code for a protein of 2228 amino acids.